Bactrocera latifrons is the source of this 1586-nucleotide messenger RNA. RefSeq names its product carboxypeptidase B. NCBI's taxonomy places the organism in Eukaryota, Metazoa, Arthropoda, Insecta, Diptera, Tephritidae. Gene Ontology annotation, biological process: proteolysis. The transcript has 8 exons. The coding region runs from base 205 to 1470 and encodes 421 amino acids. Gene Ontology annotation, molecular function: metallocarboxypeptidase activity; zinc ion binding. The record is from RefSeq and is a predicted model, not a curated record.
UCGAAAGCGGUACGGACGUGGACGCUCUGGGCAGCUCUUGGCGGUACGGAUUGAAUAUAAAACUACGAUUAUGAGAACUCGAAAGUGUUAAUCGAAAUAACAUAAUAAAGAAAACAAAACAAUUGCUAACUGCAAGUGCCAUAUAAGCUUUAUCUGAGUCUAAACCAGUGAGUUGAAUAAAUUUUGCAUCUCUUCUUGCACAAAAUGUGGCUGAAAGCGUUCAGUAUAGUCGUGUUAGCGUUAUGUGCUGGAGCGGCUGCGUCGAAUUUGGACCGUUAUGAAGGCUAUAACAAAUACACAGUCUUCCACGAUGACGAGGUUGCCUUCAACUAUCUUGUCGAUUUACAAACAGAAUCAACAGAACUGGACUUUUGGCUGCUGACUCGCAAUAUGUCCGUCGUCACAGUGUCACCAACAGAGCAGUCCACAUUUGAGGCGCGAUUGAACGAACUGAAUGUACAAUUCGUGUCCAAGCCGCUGAUGGAGGAGAUGUCUGCUUUCAAUGAAACCCUCGGCGCCUGUGAGGGUUCUGAAUGCGAGCUAAAUCGCCCCAGACGACAGGCGCGCGGUUUCUUCUCGCACUUUCCACGCUACUCAGAGGUCUUAAAUUAUAUGAGCGCUUUGGCCGCCCGCCACCCGCAAAAUUGUCGCUACGAAUCGCUUGGUCGCUCCUCUGAGGGUCGCCACAUAGCGGCGCUCUCCAUAUCGCUAAACAGCCGAGUGCGUAAUCGUCGUGUGGCCUACAUACAGUCGGCGACACACGGACGUGAGUGGAUUACACCGCUAACUGUGCUUUAUUUGGCCAAUGAGCUGUUGAAUAAUUUGCGCGCAUUCCAAAGGGUGUUGCAAGAUGUCGAAAUUUAUUUGGUGCCAUUGGUCAAUCCGGAUGGUUAUGAGUACUCUUUCACGAAUGAUCGCUUUUGGCGCAAGAAUCGUCAUCGCUAUGGUGGUCGCUCCUGUGCCGGUGUGGAUAUCAACCGUAACUUCCCGAAUAACUGGAACUAUAAUGGCGCCAGUCAAAAUCUUUGCUCCGAAGUCUACUCCGGCACUGGUCCCACAUCGGAGCCAGAGACAGCGGCAGUCGCACGUUAUUUGGAAUACAAUCGUCAUCGCGUGAAACUCAGUUUGGAUGUGCACUCAUUUGGCAAAUUCUUGUUCUAUCCUUACGGUUAUUCGAGGAAUGCCGUCGCCCCCACCCGCAAUUUGCUACAUUCGGUUGCUCAACGCGCCGCCAACCAAAUCGCCAAAUACCGUGGCACCCAUUACACUGUCGGUACUUCGGCUAGCAUACUUUACGAGGCUUCUGGCGGCUUGGACGAUUAUGCUUACGGCAACUUGGGCAUCCCUAUGUCCUUCACGGUCGAGUUGCCCGGUGAGAAUUUCCAAGUGGCGCCAUCCGAUAUCAUUCACAUCUGCAAGGAGACAUUCGCCGGCUUCAUCGAGUUUAUUCGACACGUUAGCUUGUAUUAGUGUGAGAGAGGGGGGACUGCUGGCGUGUGCUGCAGUAAUGUUGAAUCUUAAUUACUUAAGUAAUGCAAUUUUUUAUGUCUGUGUGUUAAUUAGUAUAUAUUUAAGUAGCAACUUGG